CGACAGCAAUUCUGAUAGCGGUUUCUUUGUUUAGAUACUAGAGCUGCAUACAAGUGCACUCUUAAGAAAUCAUAUUUUCUUGCAGCUUCUCCUAAGAUUACAAAAGUAGAUGAUAAUGUUGUGAAUACACAGUAUAAUAACCUUAGAAGGGUAUUUCUGCAUAUAAAUUAAAACAAGAACAUCCUAGAAGACAGCAACUGAAGUUACAAAUUUAGAGCAGGGUGCUAUAAACAAGGCUCCUCAUUGUUGUUAAAAUUGCAAGUUUACUUAUAAAAACAUUCAAUUUGAUGAGUUAACAUGUAUCUAAUAUGUAAAAUUAAACUAAAAACUCGAAAAUCGGUAAAAUCAGACUUGACUUGUGUAAAAUCGAUAAAAUCAGACCGAGUUUAAGCUUAUAGGAUCCAUAAAAAUGCUAUGUAAGAUAGUGGUUUUUUUUGUUUUUUUUGAAUAAUCAUGAGACCGAUUCUGGGUUUUCUAGAAACCGGUUACCUUGUUAUUUUCAGUUUUUUAUUUUAUUUUUUCUGAUUCCUCCUUGUAAUGGAAAUUUCUUUUUUGUUUUAAGACAUUUUAUUUUUUCAUGUUAUUAACUUCUUUAUUCAUAUUAUCUAUCCUUGUUAUUUAUUUAUAUUAUCUAUCCUUCUUAUUUUACUUAGAUCAUUUAUUUAUUAUAAUGUUGUUGAUUUUUUUAUCAGAUUUUAAUAUAAUUAAAAUUUUCCAUCCAAGGUAGUAUUAUAUUUUUAGAAUUUGCGAUGGCAAUAUUACAAUUAAUUAUAGUUUAAAAUAACAUCUAUAUUCAUCAAAAAUUGAUAACAAUUCUCUCAUUUAAUUAAAAAUUAUUUCUUCAAUUUCCAUUUUUUUUUAUCUCUCCUCCAUUGUAUGUAUAUCUUAUUAUCUUUUAUUUAUAUGGUAGUGACACUCCUGUCCUACUAUUUGAAAAAGAAAAUUUUCAUUCAUGAGCAGCAGGCCUCGUGUAAUGAUUUGUAAUCCCCAUUAUUGGGACCUCCACUUCGAAUGCCAACCCAGUCAUCUCUUACCCGAUAAAAAAGAUAAAUAGCCGAUGAGCCUCUGAUGUCUCUGACCUGAUUAGUUUGAGAGGAGCAACAGAAGAAACCAAAAGUAAGAACCGUUUUUCCCGCGCUUUUAUGAAAAGACAGGUAACGAAAAACACCCAAAGUUAGAUGGCUCUGCCUUUCUGGAUAUUUGGCCUGGAAAAUAGGCUAUCUACUGGUUUUGAUUGACAGAGGACGGGAAAGGAAAACGCGUCCUUGAAACAAAGAUGAUGUGUUAGACUACAAAAUUUGGAGAUUUUCCAGUUCGUAGUAUCCCUCUUCUCUUCUUGAUUGGAGACAAAGCCAACAACCAAGAACUUACAUCCAUUAGGGUUGAGGGAUGGCAUCUUGUUCAUGGAACCAAACUGUGUGUUCCUGGUCAGAGAUUGUUUGAUGUGCAAUCACUGACAUUGCAAGAUCAUGGCAUUGUCUUGACUUCUUCGUUUUGUUUUUCCAAGAAGCACCAAUUCAACAAACGCAUCAACUUUGCAGGCGCGGCCAAAUUAAUUGCUUGGUUCGGCCAAAAUGACAACCAAAGUGAAAGGUCUUUUGAGAGGUCUAAGAUACAUUUCACAAAUAUUUGAUGAAAAGGAACAAGAAAUGCAAAUUGGAUUUCCUACAGAUGUAAAGCAUGUUGCUCACAUUGGAUGCGACGGUCCAUCUGCAACAAACGCACCAAGCUGGAUGAAUGAGUUUAACUCUCCUCCAGAACUUUUAUGUUUGACUUCAAAUUCUAAAGAAGAAGAGAAGAGCCUUUCAACAGAUCCACCCGCAGAAGACACAAUUCAGACUGAAAAGCCGAGGCAUAGGUCAAGGCGCUCAUCAGGCAGUGCGAGCUCACUUUUAAAUUCCCCAGACCGAAGGAGCACCGACUCAUCUAGGAAUUCCAGGCACCAAGCCUCUAGCUGUACGGGUUCACCUUUAAAUUCCCCCCGCGGCACUGAUGCGCCGAAGAGUUAUAGGCGUCACCGCUCUUCGAACAAGUCAAUGGACUCUCCAAAAGGAGAAUCAUCGGGGACCAACCGAAUCUCAAGACGGCAAAAGAACUCAAGUCUUGGAGCUGAAUCUCCUACUCAUGACCAGCCCUCCAUCCCAAAACAUUCUCGUGGAAGAAAGUCCAAAGGAUCACCAGGCAGUGGGUCAUCAAAAUCAAAAGAAAAGAAGUCUUCAAAAGAAGCGGUUCCUUUCUCAGAUCCUGGAUCUGGGGGUUGUGAAUCUAUAAAUGGAAGGAAGAACAUUGCAAGCCAACUAAGCUCUGUUUUGGAAGCCUAUGAAGAAGAGGGAUGAAAGCAAUGCAGUGAUUUGUGUGUUAGAGAUUUAAUGUAAUGUGUAUGAAAGUGUUAACUAUAAUUCAAUUUGUCUUUAAUUUGCUUUUUAGUUCUCUUCAUGUCGUACAAGUUUAUCUUGCAUAGCCAAAUGUCAAAAGCUUGUGCUUCA
Populus nigra (black poplar) is the source of this 2486-nucleotide messenger RNA. RefSeq names its product CRIB domain-containing protein RIC5-like. The transcript has 6 exons. NCBI's taxonomy places the organism in Eukaryota, Viridiplantae, Streptophyta, Magnoliopsida, Malpighiales, Salicaceae. The record is from RefSeq and is a predicted model, not a curated record. The coding region runs from base 1575 to 2336 and encodes 253 amino acids.